CCCGGGGCGGCCGGGCCCGUCAUUCUGCUCCCGGGGGUGGGAAGGGAGGUGCUGCUGGGGCCGCCCCUGCCGCUCCUCUCGCUCUGCCUGGCGGCCGCUGUGGUAGCAGCAGAGCCAUUGAAAUCAGUAGAAUUACACAAGAAGUAAGGAACUACUCAAUCUGCCUGACUCACAGGCUUUGACACAAGCCAGAUGGCUGCGAUUGGUAGGCGCACAGGCUGCCUGGUACUGCAGUUGAUGAAACAGAAUAGGAAGACGUUUUAUGAUCAGUUGCGGGAGCACAAUAAGACUGCAGCUUUGCUAGGGUCAUGUAGGGAUAAAAAGAACUGCAAGGUGGUCUUUUCCCAGCAGGACCUGAGGAAGCGGCUGACGCCUUUGCAGUACCAUGUCACUCAGGAGAAAGGGACUGAAAGCGCCUUUGAGGGAGAAUACACACAUCAUAAAGCUCAUGGGAUAUACAAAUGUGUUGUCUGUGGAACUCCUUUAUUCAAGUCAGAAACAAAGUUUGACUCCAAUUCAGGUUGGCCUUCAUUCUAUGAUGUGAUCAGUCCUGAUGCAAUUAUGUUCACCGAUGACUUCUCUUAUGGGAUGCACAGGAUUGAAACAGGCUGCAGUCAGUGUGGUGCUCACCUGGGGCAUAUCUUUGACGAUGGGCCUCGUCCAACUGGCAAAAGAUAUUGCAUAAACUCUGCUUCAUUAUCGUUCGAGCCUGUAGAUAAGAACAAUGCUGGAGAAGGCAGCAGUAGCACCAGUCCUGCCCAAACAGACAAAACAGAGCUGUAGGACAAAGGGCGGUCUGCAGAAAACUCACGGCGUAUGAAGAAUGUUUUUUCUAACUUGCCUGCUAUAUUAUAUCAUAUUUUUAAAUGUAUAAAGGCAUUCUGCACCAUUAGUUUUUUUUUUCUUUGUUGAAAUUGAGGCCUUGCCUGCCAAUGUAUUUUACUAUAUAAUAGGUUCUAAAUAUUUGUGGACUGACUCUCCUGGUUUUGUUUUUGGAGAUUGCUUUGGGGAAGCCUUAAAACAAGAGACUUUAGCCCCAUUAGUUAUUAAUUUCUUCUUCUUGCUUUGUUACUAUAGAUUUGAAUAUUUUUCUUUUCUUUUUUUGUGUGUGUGAAGAAAAGGGGAUUGUGGUUAUCUUCAGACAACAGAAAACUCUUGAGUGUAAUAAAAUUCUUGAGACCCAGCA
Molecule: messenger RNA, 1186 nt
Organism: Chrysemys picta bellii (western painted turtle)
Lineage: Eukaryota; Metazoa; Chordata; Testudines; Emydidae
Gene: MSRB3
Product: methionine sulfoxide reductase B3
Biological process (GO): response to oxidative stress; protein repair
Cellular component (GO): cytoplasm
Molecular function (GO): peptide-methionine (R)-S-oxide reductase activity
Source: RefSeq, a predicted model, not a curated record